Pomacea canaliculata is the source of this 2772-nucleotide messenger RNA. RefSeq names its product non-specific lipid-transfer protein-like. The coding region runs from base 138 to 1418 and encodes 426 amino acids. Lineage: Eukaryota; Metazoa; Mollusca; Gastropoda; Architaenioglossa; Ampullariidae. Gene Ontology annotation, molecular function: acyltransferase activity, transferring groups other than amino-acyl groups. The record is from RefSeq and is a predicted model, not a curated record. The transcript is spliced from 7 exons.
UGUUUCUGUGAUGUUGCCGGCAAGGAAGGUUGCGAUGCCAAAGUGCAGCACUGGGUGGACUUUGUCCUCGUGGCCACCGUGCACUCUAGCCAAGUCUACUCCUCCGCUCACUGCGACGGAAGACACUAGAUAGUUUCAUGAUGGCAACUACUAACAUCGGCUGUCAAAGAGCAUUUAUAGUGGGUGUAGGGAUGACGAAGUUUGAAAAACCCAAGUCUAAACACUGGGACUACCCUGACAUGGCGCGACAAGCAGGUCAAGAUGCACUGACAGAUGCCGGCAUUGCCUAUGAAGCUGUGCAGGCAGUUGUUGCCAGCUAUUGUUAUGGAGAACCCACCAGUGGCCAGCGAGCUGUGUAUGAACUAGGUCUGACAGGUGUACCUGUCUUUAAUGUCAAUAACAACUGCUCCUCGGGAUCUUCUGCUCUGAUGCUGGCUCGGCGCCUGGUUCAGAGUGGUAUUGAGGAUUGUGUAUUGGCUUUAGGUUUUGAAAAGAUGGAAGGGGGCUUGUCUGAGCGCUAUCAUGACCGCAUCUCACCUGUGGAUCGACACAUGCAACACAUGGUAGACCUUGGAGCUGAUCCAGGUGUCAUCCAACCCACAAUGAACAAGAUGACCUCAGAUGUCAUCAAACUUUUUGCAUAUGCUGCUCGAGAAUACAUGAACCUUCACCCACAGUUGACUGUCAAUGAUCUGGCCAGAAUAGCCAAUAAAAAUCGGGUACAAGGGGAGAACAACCCAAAAGCUUCCUUCCAAAAAGCACCUGAUGUGAACUCCAUAGCAACCAAGGCCAUGCUGUGUUAUCCAAUCACCUUUGGGAUGUCCGCUGCCACAGCUGACGGAAGUGCAGCUGCUGUAGUUUGCUCUGAGAGAUUCUUGAAGAAACACGGGCUUGAGACAAAAGCUGUGGAGAUUCUUUCCCAGCACAUGGUGACAGACCUCCCAUCUUCGUUUAAAUCCAGCUUCAGAGAUUUGUGUGGCUACACCAUGGCCAAACAAGCUGCACAACGGUGUUUUGAGGAAACUCAUUUGUCACCACAAGAUGUUCAGGUUUUUGAAGUCCAUGACUGUUUCUCCUGUAAUGAACUCUUCAUGUAUGAAGCUCUUCAAUGUGCACCUGAAGGUUGUGGACUGGACUUGCUGAACAACUCCACCUGGCGGAGCAAUACACAGGGAGGCAAAUUACUAUAUCUCGGCAACAAGUGGGUCUUCAACCCAUCCGGUGGUUUGGAAUCAAAGGGACACCCUAUAGGUGCAACAGGCUUAGGUCAGUGUGCAGAACUGGUGUGGCAGCUGCGAGGAGAAGCAGGCAAGCGUCAGGUAGAGGGCGCCAGAAUUGGCAUGCAGCAUAACUUUGGCAUAGGCGGUGCCGCUGUUGUGACAAUGUAUAAAAAGUAUGAAGUGGCAGCCAAACUGUAAAUGGGUUUUGGAAACUGGUUGUAAGGAGAGAUCGCAAGAAAUUAAGGGGAGAAUUUUGGGAUUAAAUGACUAUAGUGCAACGGUAUUAUCAAACAUUACAACGGUAACUUGUAUACGGAAGGUUGUAACAGCAGCAAGUACUAUCAGCUGCAGGGGAACAUUUCUUUGCCCAGAGUGGUGAAUUUCUACAGUGAGGUCCAGAGUACUCUUCUUUCUCAACCACUAAUAAAUCGUUCACCAUGAAGCAGGUCUUCCUGCCAAACCCAAAAGUUUGGAAGAUGCAGGGUUACCCAUAGUCUUACAGCCAUCAGUCUUUUCAACCAGGAUCAAGGUUUAAGUUAAGGACUCAAGACAGAUCUUGCAGGUUGCUUCCCAGAAUUGGACUCUACUAGCCCAUUCACUCACAAAGAGUUUUCUUGCAACGCCAUUUGAAAUGAAAGCACCCACAGAGUACUCUUCCUCAGCUAGCACCAAAAGUGCUAAAUCUUCUUCUUGACCCUAUUAUCUGGAAGGUAGCUGCACCAUGACCUUAUAGAGGAGUGAGGUGUUAGAGCUUUCACUUAUCUUGGGGACAGCUGUUGUGAGGGCAGGACCCACCUCUUUCUUGCCUCCCCAACUCUUUAGGUAGUCAGGUACCCAUACAGCAGAUACAACUCGGACAUUCCAUUGUUUCUGGCACCAGUCCUUGAUACCUCACUUCGAGUCCCACUAAGACAAAGACAAAGCAGAGGUCUUUUUCCUAUCCACCAUUAACUUGGAACAAAUUACCAUCAGCUUUCAUCACACUGAUUCUUUGACCUGAUUUCUUAGGACAUGCCCUUUUUUUUAAAUCAAUGACUUCUCCCUUCCACAUCCUGGUUGUAUCCUUUUCUUUGUUAACAAUUAGGGCACCUAAGUAUGGGUGUUGUAAUUAAGCUUUGUGGUAUAGCACUCUAAAAUCGUUACUAAUGAUUGUGCUUUUGCAAGGUUUUACUUCUGGGAUUUGGCAACCCACUUGACAUUGGGUUGCUGUGGGACCAGUAGUUGCAUCACUGAUCAGAUGAUAUGACAAGAAGUACCUUACAAAUUCCCUGUUGUCCUUUGGGUUCAAAGCCGGAAGGUGAAUACUGUGACCGAUUCAUUAGUUUUGACCAGUCAGUUUGGAUUUUAUUGGAAUUUGAUGCCUAUAAUCAGAAUGGAUUUGAAAAAUUGCAAGAAAUGGAUUCUAUAGACUUUUGCACAGUUCCACCCUGUGGAAAAUCCGUUGAUUACUAUGUUAUUUUUAAUUGCUAAGUGUAAAUUUUAAAACAUGUAUUUUGAAGUGGGUUUAUAGAUGUUGCUAAAUGCAAUUAAUUAUAUUUAAUGUUUAAGUUUA